Messenger RNA from Cynara cardunculus var. scolymus (artichoke), 2068 nucleotides. Its product is annotated as RNA polymerase sigma factor sigE, chloroplastic/mitochondrial. NCBI's taxonomy places the organism in Eukaryota, Viridiplantae, Streptophyta, Magnoliopsida, Asterales, Asteraceae. The coding region runs from base 338 to 1894 and encodes 518 amino acids. Gene Ontology annotation, biological process: regulation of DNA-templated transcription; DNA-templated transcription initiation. The transcript has 5 exons. The record is from RefSeq and is a predicted model, not a curated record. Gene Ontology annotation, molecular function: DNA-binding transcription factor activity.
UGAGCUCAUAGGCUCAUGGCCUCCAGGUUCUUAUGACAAAUUCUCAACUAUUUGGACGCGCCCAGCUGCGCCAAUUUAUUGAGACCCUGUGUAUGUUCAUUUAUCAAAUGAUCAAUUCAGCAUGCUAUAUUUGAAAUGUAACUAGAUUAUAAGGGAUUGUGUGCUAUUGUGUUUUAUUAUAAGGUUUUAGUUGAAGUUAUGUCAGUUGGGAGUUGAUAUGCAGUUAUAUCUUUUUUUCUGUACAAUGAUUUUUCAUAUUCAGUUACCUAUUUGUUUGGUGCAGGAAUUAUCUUACAAGUAAAAGCUCUUCCAUUGCUCUGCUUAGAUACCUCUUGGCAUGGGAGUUGUGACUGUAUCUAGCUCUGCUGCAAGGACCCCAUUUGGAUUAAGUGCAAGAUUUUCAACUCAUUCAUCUCCAACUAAGAGAACAACAAUAUUAGCAUUCAAAACAGAUAAAACCAAGAACACUGCUUUGGUUUCAUCCAAAGAAUCUGCAAAUUUAUCUGUCAAUACAUCUAAAGAAAACCCAAAGAGAAUUAGACGGAAUAAGAAGCCUUCAGAAAGAGUACAAGCUUUAUCUACUGCUGAAGCUCCUUCAUGCUCAUUAGAUUUGGAUUACAAUGAGGCUGCAGCUGAACUGGAUAGGAUAUACAAGCUCAGUCCGACAACUAUUGAAUCUGAUACCGAGGACCAUGAUGAUCAGGUGAUCAAAAGGGGUCGGCGAGGGAGGAGGAAGAUUUCUGAUGCUAAUGAGAAGCCUGAAAGCAGAACUGCAGUUGAUAUUGUGAGGGGUCAACAUAAAAGGUUGCAAAGGUUGAGCCUUGAAAAGAGGAUUCAACUGAAGAAUAAGAAAGAUGUUGCGGUUAUUACUUCAAAGCAGAAGAGGAAGCAUGGCAAGAUCAAUGAAGACGAAAAAGUUAACAGACUGGUUAGGGACUACUCCGCUUCUACGGAUUUAGGUAGCUUAGAUUGGAAGAAAAUGAAGAUCCCGCCAGUUCUUCCUUCUUCAGAGCAUACUCGGCUCUUUAUCUCGUUACAAACUAUGAAGGCAAUUCUUGCAGUGAAAGAGGAUUUACAGACUGUUUUGGCUAGAGAACCAACAGAUGGAGAGGUAGCAGAUGCAACAAACAUGAAUGUAUCACAAUUGAGGAAACAAAUUGGAGUUGGCCAAGCAGCCAGAAACAAAUUGAUUAAGCAUAAUCUUCGACUCGUAUUGUUUGUCAUGAACAAAUAUUUUCAAGAGUUUGCAAAUGGCCGAAAUUUUCAAGACUUCUGCCAGGCAGGAGUGAAGGGUCUGAUCACAGCCAUUGAUCGGUUUGAACCAGGAAGAAAACUACAACUCUCAACAUACGCUCUAUUUUGGAUCCGACAUACCAUCAUACGCUCCAUGACCCUCUCAAGUUUCAUUAAAGUCCCCUUUGGCCUUGAAUCAGUUAGAAUAGAAAUACAGAAGGCCAAAAAGAAGCUAUGGUUCGACCUUAUGAGACCGCCAACGGAAGAAGAGAUAGCAAAGAAAGCUGGGAUUUCCCUUCAGAGAUACCGUGAAGUGACAAGAUCAUCGAGACCCGUUCUUUCUCUCAACAGAAGACAUGCAGUCACACAGGAAGAGUUUAUCAACACGAUUGCCGAUACUAAUGCAGCUGGUGACGAUGAGAGGCGGCAACCUGCUCUUCUCAGACUUGCACUAGACGAUGUGCUGGAUUCCCUGAAGCCGAAGGAAAGUUUGGUGAUGAGACAAAGAUACGGGCUUGACGGAAAAGGCAACAGAACAUUGGGAGAGAUUGCGGGUAACUUGAAUAUAUCAAGGGAAAUGGUCAGAAAGCAUGAAGUGAAGGCUCUAAUGAAGCUCAAACAUCCGGCACGAGUUGAGUAUCUACGCCACUAUAUCUUAUGAAACAUCAAUCGCUUCGCAUUCCUUUUCAACGUGGAUAUAAAAAUUUGUAUGUAUAUGAGUGAUCUGUAUCAUAGUUUUGAGCUAAAACCGAACAUAAAGAACACCGUACAUUGUAGUUCCAAGUUACACGCUCCUUGUACUUAUAUCUCAUCAUACAAUAAAGGACAUUCGCAU